Messenger RNA from Saccostrea echinata, 4293 nucleotides. Its product is annotated as FYVE, RhoGEF and PH domain-containing protein 2-like. The transcript has 20 exons. Gene Ontology annotation, cellular component: cytoplasm. Gene Ontology annotation, biological process: cytoskeleton organization; filopodium assembly. The record is from RefSeq and is a predicted model, not a curated record. Gene Ontology annotation, molecular function: guanyl-nucleotide exchange factor activity; metal ion binding. Bases 16 to 3411 code for a protein of 1131 amino acids. Lineage: Eukaryota; Metazoa; Mollusca; Bivalvia; Ostreida; Ostreidae.
UAGAUAAAAGUCGACAUGGGACAGGAAAUUUCAAUGGAUGAUUAUGAGAGCGACAGUUCGCUACAGAGCAUCCUUCAGUACCAGGUACAGGGAGACGUGGUGAAGAUCCAGAUAGAACAUCUAGCAGAGAGGUGGAUCCUACGUGCUUGUGUGGCAGAGAGAAGAGCAGCACCUUAUGGUAGACUGAGAUCAGAGUGCGGAGAGCCACUGAUACAGAAACGAGAUCUGAACUGUGUAAUUAACAAUCCAAAGUAUCGAGAUGGAUUUCCAGUGCCAUCUACGACAGAUGACUUAAGCACUUUUGAUGAAGAAGUUUUUGAGAGUUGCACUCGCACUGUUGAAGUUCCUCUAAAACCAAAGAAUCAGCGAGCUGUGUCCAUCCCAAAUCUCAGUCACAUCAGGUCAAGGUUGUCUAGUUUACAGCUACCCUCAAAGCUCCAUCUUCAAGCACCCUCAAAACCUAAAUUUCUGGACAAACUUUUCACCAAUGUUGGAUUAAGUAAGAAACUACAAGGCCGAACAAGAAAUGGUCUAGUGAUUCAGACAAUUACAACAGGAACAGGGGACUCAGAAAACGUAGAGGAGGAUCUAAGCAUUCCACUGGAGAGGGAUUUACCGGGAUCAGUGAGUGAACCACAGACAGAAGUUAGCUCCCCUUGUGAAGAAUUUCAAGAAAAAACCACGCAGUCCACACCAAAUUCUCCAAAAUUAUCGGGCAUUGUGAAAAGGAGACUUUUAGAAUAUCAGCAGAUUGGUGCAGGGAAUAAGGGACCAAGAUUACGAUCCUUAUCUACGCCUUCUUCACCGUCAUUCAAAAAACGAGGAUUUGUUCACCCGAGUCCUCAGACAUCUUGUAAUUCAAAAGGGGAUCCCUCUCUUUCUGUGUUUUGUUCAGGAUUGUCAAGAAAUGAACAAUUUCGGAAGACCGCCAUGUCUAAAGGAUUUGUGAAAGCUCUUGUUGACCAAAUAGAUGGUAACUCUCCAAGUCCAGGUAAAGAGGAAAAACCAAUUGAUAAAGCAAAACCAGCCAACUCAGAAUGUGAAAAAGAAGAAAAAGAAAAGAAUAUUUUAGAAAUUCCAAAUGUGAAGCCCUCAGAUGUUGUGAAGAGUCAGAAUUCGCCCAAAGUUUCUAAAAAGGAUGUUGCAAAAUUUGUGAAAACACCACCCUCUGUUCAUAAGAAACCUUCUACGAGACAUGGUUACUCAGACCAUUCAAACUGUUCCUCGGGGACAACCAGUCCUGUGCUUUCCCCAACCACCAAAAAACAUGUGUUCAACAGUCAUCGGUGUUCUAACUCUUCACAGAAAAGUAGCUCCUCAGACAAUGAAGUUGUGACAUCUUCUCCUAGAUCUUCCCGCAAAAACAAAGAAAUUGUACCCGAGGAGACAGGGGAUACUUACGAAAAUGUUGAAGUGGCAGAGAGUGGAAGUAAAAGUGACAUAAGCAGUAGUGGCAAAUCUCUUAGUUCUGGUUGUUAUAGCAACGGAGUGUCAUCAGUUGGACAGGAAACUGGUGGGGAGGAGGAAACAGGUGGGGAGGAGGAAACUGUUCUGGAGGAGACCAAGCUAAGCCUUGACCCGGCAAAAUUGUUUGACUCCAGUUGGUCUGAUUCAGAUGUUGGCAGCUUCAGUGAGUUUGACAGUGACCUUGAAGAAGAACAUCCGGUUGAGGUCAAAGAGGAUCCAAAUUGUGUUGGGGAGUGUAAAAUAAAGAAGAUUGCUUCAGAGUUGUUGCAAACUGAGGCAGCAUAUACUAAAAGGCUUCAAUUACUGGAUGAAACGUUCCAGAAAAAAGUCCGAGAGGAGAAUGAGAGCCAGAAAUUCCUUCCUUCAGAUGUCAUUCCUCAAAUCUUCUCCAAUAUCACUAGUAUCCACCAUUUCCACAAAGACUUUCUGCUUCCUCAGCUACAGAAACGCAUGGAAGACUGGGAAGCACAACCAAGGAUAGGAGACUUAAUGAAGACCAAUGCCCCCUUCCUGAAACUAUACACAGAGUAUGUCCGUAACUUUGACCAUGCCAUGAACCUCAUCAACACCUGGGUGGAAAAGUCACCCAAGUUCUCAUGUCUCCUCAAAGAAAUCCAGAGCUAUCCAGAAUGUGGGAAGCUGACCUUACAACAUCACAUGUUAGAACCCAUACAGAGAAUUCCUAGAUAUCAGCUACUGCUUAAGGAUUACAUCAAACAUCUACCAGAAGACUCGCCAGAUUCUCAGGACGCUAAAUCUGCUCUAGAGAAAGUAGAGAUUGCAGCAAAACACUCAGAAGAAGCCAUGAAAAAAAUCGAGAAAUUCCACAAGUUGUUAGAAAUCAAAGAAAAAGUGACCACCACCAUAGAUCUAAUAAGCCCCACCCGCGAGUUAAUACGGGAGGGGAAAAUUAAGAAGAUCUCGGCUCGGGGGGGAGAGAGAUUGGAUCGGUAUCUGUUUCUGUUUAAUGACCUACUUUUGAUUUGUGGGGAGUUGUUGCUGGGGAGUUACAAGUUGAAGGCAGAGUUAACAAUUGAUGGACUAGAGAUCCUGGAAGGAGAAAAUAUAGACAUUCCAAACACGUUUUAUGUUAAAAGCAGACACAAAAUUAUCCAGUUCUUAGACGAAAACCCUGGAGAGGAGAACAGUUGGUGUGAGAGCAUUAAGAAUGUAAUCAAGGAGUACCGGGUCAGGAAACCCUCUGUUCGAGUCACAGAGUUACCUCCAUGUAAUGGGGGAGAGGUUACUGAAAGUGACCUUGGGAAUGUGGCUCCUCAUUGGAUUAAGGACGAUGAGGUGUCGAUGUGUCAGCUGUGUAGUAAAUCAUUCACUGCACUGAAACGGCGACAUCAUUGUCGAGCUUGUGGCAGGGUUGUGUGUGGAAAGUGCUCAUCUAAGAAGAGUAACUUGGCCUAUGACAACAACAAGCCAAACCGAGUCUGUGAUAAAUGUUUCCACAUCCUGAAAAAUGUAGAUGGCAAGGAUGUCAACAUGAAAGCUCCUAAAGGAGUCAGGAAGAUGAAUGCCAAUGACCCCUCUAUUUUGUCUGGGUACCUCAAUAAAAGUAUGGACCGAGGGAAGACUUGGACCAGGAGAUGGUUUGUCGUCACCAAGGAUUUUGCAAUGUUUGAGUUCAAGGCACACCAGGAUAUAUAUGCCAUAGCAACCUUGCCUCUACCUGGUUACCAGGUGAUAUUUCCCUCCGAAAAUAUGGAGAAUGUGUUCUGUCUGAAUCACCCUCAAAAAAUGCCACCCACCCACCUACAAUCAGAGUGUGCUGCCAGUCGAGAUAGAUGGGUGGAGGUUCUGAAGAAGAUGGUGAACCUAGAACUUCCAGAUGAUCCAAAUCGAAACUCAACUCACUCCUCAGAAAGUUCUGGAAGUCAGACCGCAGACGACAAACAUCAAGACACAGCAGAUAAACAAGACAUAGCAGAUGACUGAUAAUUAAUCCAAACAUUGCCAAAUCAUGUCAGACUUUAAUUUUAUGAGAAUUAGUGAAUUGCCAAGAUACAAAAAAUAUGCAAAGGUCACAUGUUUGAAUGAUCUUGAUUGAUACUGGGUGUAUAUUUGAAAAUGUUAAGUUUUCCAACAUUGUUAAUUUUUAACGACAUUAAAAACAUUCAGAUCAAGAGCAGCAAUGAUUUUUUUCAUUUAUUUCAUUAACACAUGAUAAAUUAGUUGAUAAGUUGUCAUUAAGAAUAAAAGAAUUUGUAUUUUGUGGUAUUUGAUAUUUAUUUGUGAAUUAUUGUUUGCUAAAGCUUUUUUGAGUAUACAGUCAAACCUCAUUAUCUCGAACUCCAAUGGACUUGGAAAAAAACUGUGAGAUAUUAGAGGGUUCGAGAUAUUGCCAUUGAGGGUAAAAUACAUUAAGAAAAAGUGUUUUGGACUUCCAAAUCACUUUGACAUAUCCAUGGUAUUUAAGAUAUCCGUGUUUGAGAUAUCAAAGUUCAGCGAUAUAUUUUGGUUUGCUCAUUGUAUGAGCUUAAAACUUGACAUCAUUGAAAAUCAAAAUGAUUUAAAAUGACUGACAUUGCAACAGUGAAAUGGUAUUUAAAUUGUGUUUUACUUUUCAUCAAAAUCAUUUAACAUUCAAAUGACAUAGUCUGUUUGUACUGUUAUAGGCUAUAUCAGUAUGAUACAUGCAGCUUUAAUUUUAUGUAAUGUGGGCUGUUUUUUGUGCAAUGACUUUUUACUUUUAAGCCAGCUUUUUGAUUACAUGUGUUUCUUGUGUACAUGUUUUAAUUUGUUAUGUGAUAACAGCAAUUCAUAUUUUUUUUAAAUUUGCUUGAAAUGAGUGUGUGUCAGAUAUCUGUACAGUUACAG